AUGCCAACAACUUGUGGAUUUCCUAAUUGUCGAUUUCGUUCACGUUAUCGUGGUGCUGAAGAUAAUCGACAUUUUUAUCGUGUACCAAAGAAACCUGCAAUAUUACGAAAGAAAUGGCUAGAAGCAAUAGGUAGAACUGAAGAAACAAUUGUUAGCCAGCUACGAGUAUGCAGUGGUCAUUUUUAUGGUGGAGAAAAACAUGAGGGUGACGUUCCGGUUGCUGAUCCAGCAGUUGAUGAACCAAUAAGAGUUGAACUACCUCCUAAAAUCUCACGUUUUCCAUCAACAGUGAAUAAAAGAAACUGUUGUGGUACUCGAGGUGGUGGUGGCGUUGGUCGAGGAAGAGGAUUGCAUCAUACUCAAGGAAUUAGAAAUAAGAUGUGUUUUUUAAAAUCAGGAAUGCUCAAUUACAUGACAAAACAUAAUAAUUGUUUAAAUAUGUUGGGAUCAUUUAAACCAAAGCACACAUUGGCAUCCAAUUCAACCCAAUCAUCUCCAAUUCUAAGAAACGACCAUAAAAUUCGGGCUAAUAAGCCAACUAAUAUCAUUAACAGUAAUAAUGAUUCUAAUAGUCCACUGAUGUGGUUUAAUAAUUUAUAUUCCCCUCAUAUUUAUGAUUAUCUAAAAACAAUCUCACUAAAUACUUCUAUAUCAUCAUUACCUGAAUUAAAUACAAAUAAAAAAUAUUUAUAUGAUCCAAGAAAACAUUUCAAUUCAACUUCUAUUAAUAAAGAUCAAUCUGUUCUACAGAAUUAUUCAUAUCAAUCACCUCAACAAAUAAACUAUCCAAUAGAUAAAUAUACUUCAUUUAUUCAUACUUCAAGAUGUCAUACUCCACUCACUUCAACAACUGUUUGUUUAACAAAUCUAAUUCAAAAUGAAAAUAGUAUAUUGAAAAAGUCUUGUAAUUCACCUUCCAAUAGUAAUGAUAAUAUUAAUAAUAUAAAUAGCAUUAUUAAUGAUCAUAAACCACAAUCUGCAUUCUCAUCAGUAACAAGUAUGUUUGAAAAUAAUAAUAAUAAUAAUAAUAUUAAUAUAAGUAAGGAUUUCAUUAAUAACAGUGAUUAUCUAAUGAGAACUUCAUUACUAUCAAAUAAAGAACAAUCUUUAUUGAAUAUUCCUACGGAUACGGCUAAAAAUCAAUUCACUUCUACAAUUUCAACAGAUUAUUUUUUAUCAUUAACAUCAGUAAUCAAUAAUGUUUUAACAAAAAAAUUCACUGAUACUUAUACUAAUUCAUCGAAAUUACAUAGUUACAAUCAAUUAUAUCAACAAGAUGAAUUAUAUAAUCAAAAUCAUUUAAAUAAUGAAUAUAAUUCAUUAUCAAAUUAUUCAUUAAAUAUAAUCAAUUCUAAUAAUUUAAUUAAUAAUAAUUCAAUAAAUGAAAUUAAAGAUUUAUCUAUUAAAUCGGAAUUCAUUAAAGAAUAUGAAAAUAGAAUGAAAUAUCAUAUAAAACCUAAUGAAUUCUAUUUAUUCAAUGAUUCUAAACAGAAUAAUCAUGAAAGAGUAGAAGAUAAUGAUUGUUUUAUUAAAUUGAAUAAUUAUAAUGAAUUAGUAAAUGAUACUGUAUAUUGUAAUCGUUUACAGAUAAAAGGCAUAAAUUUACACAUCGUACCAUUGGAACUUGAUGUAAAUAAAUCAGCUGAUUUCAUUAUUGGUAUUAUCCUAUCCACACAUUAUGAUAUCAUGUCGAUUUAUGUGAAUGACAAAAAUCAACCUACUGUCAAACGACCAGCAUCGUCACCUUCACAAUCGAUAAUGAACCAACUAGUGCAAAUUAACAAACCGCUAUAUAAUCAUACUAAUGAUAUUGUAUCCAAACAUACUACUACUACUACUAAUGAUCAAACAACAAAGAAUAUUGUAUCAAACAAUCAAGGAACCCAUCUAAAUACUGAUCGAAAUAUUCAAAUCGGUAUUAUUGGUCUAGGUCCAAUCAGUUUAACUAUUAUACGUCAAUUAGAAAAAUUUAAUUAUAAUAUUCGUGUAUUUGAUAAAUAUUUACCUGACGGAAUUGACACUGUGCUCAAUUUAAAUUAUAUAAAUAAUCAUGAAGAAAUUUUACAUGAAUCUGAUUGGAUUAUCUUUAUACAAGAAGCGAGUAUUCUAAAGGAUUUGAAAUUAUUUGGAAAAAGUGAUAUCUAUUCUCCGUUGACAGUGAAUGAAAUAUUUAAUGAGAAUAUAAAAGCUAAAAUAAAAAGUGGAUGUCAUAUAUUAUACAUUAAUCUGGUUGACGAUUAUCCACAUGAAGUAAUUACAUUGAAUACACUUGCUCACUCUGGACAUGUAGCAGACAUCUAUGUAUUAUUAAGGAAACCAUGUGAAAAGUUAACUAAUGAAUUCAAUAUUCAACAAUCAUCAAAUUUAAUUUGUUUAUAUAAUAAACUCAAUAAACUACAAGUACAAUCAAAAGAAUUACGUAGAAGUAUGAGUCAAUUUGUUCGGAGAAAUUUGCUUAAAAAUUUGAUAUUUAUACCUAAAAUCAAUGAAAUAACUCAAACUGAUGUGUAUAAAUAUAAAACUGAACCACAAUUUAAAGUAACUUUGAAUAAUCAAAAAAUGAGCACAUUGAAGAAAAAUACAAAUAUACAUCAAAAAAUACCACUUCAUGGGAUAAAAAAGCAUCUAACAUUUGGUAUCAAUUCAUUAGUAGCUCCAAAAACUUUGAAAUAUUAUCCUACUCACUGUGGAUAA
This is a messenger RNA of Schistosoma mattheei, 2694 nucleotides long. Lineage: Eukaryota; Metazoa; Platyhelminthes; Trematoda; Strigeidida; Schistosomatidae. The record is from the annotation of a GenBank genome assembly.